AUGGUGAUGGAGGGGCGCACAGGCUCACUCUACGGCCGCCUCAACAGGAGCAGCACGCGGGGGUUCCUCGCCUACGUCGCUGCCGGGGCCGCCUGCGCGGCCGUCCUCGCCUGCUUCGUCCUCUCCGCCGCGGACCCGCCGCCGGCAUCUGCGGCGCGCAACGAUGGCGCGCGCCUCCGCCUGUCCUCGCGCUCGCCGCGCGUCUGGCCCGACCUCGCGUUCAACUGGCGGGUAGUGGUCGCCACCGUUGUCGGGUUCCUCGGUUCCGCGUUUGGCACCGUCGGCGGUGUCGGCGGAGGCGGGAUCUUCGUGCCCAUGCUCAACCUCGUCGUCGGUUUCGACACCAAAUCCGCCGCCGCGCUCUCCAAAUGCAUGAUCAUGGGGGCCUCGGCGUCGUCGGUUUGGUACAACCUCCAGGUGUCACACCCGACCAAGGAGGCGCCCGUCAUCGACUACAAGCUCGCGCUGCUCUUCCAGCCCAUGCUUAUGCUCGGCAUAACCAUCGGCGUAGAGCUCAGCGUCAUCUUCCCGUACUGGCUAAUCACUGUCCUCAUCAUAAUCCUCUUCGUAGGCACUUCGUCGAGAUCGUUCUACAAGGGAAUUCUGAUGUGGAGGGAGGAGACCAGGAUUCUGAUGGAGACACGCGAGCGAGAAGAGCAAUCCAAGUCUACCUGCGCUGCAGGUGAUGUGGUAAUUGAUCCGAGUUAUGAGGAGCCCCUCCUGACUCAGCCUCAGCCCAAGAAGAAGUCUGCAUUGGAGACUUUCCUGUUCAAUUUGAGGUGGAAGAAUAUCCUUGUUUUAAUGUCUGUCUGGUCAUCCUUCUUGGUGCUGCAAGUUCUCAAGAAUAAUGCGAAAUCAUGCAGCACUUUCUACUGGGUGUUCAACGUUCUACAGGUUCCAGUUGCGUUGAGUGUAUUCUUGUGGGAGGCCGUGCAGCUAUGUAGGGAGAGUCAUGCACGGCGUAUGAAUGGGAACCUGGAAUGUGUGUGUGAGGCCUCUAUUGAGUGGUCACCAGCACAACUGAUCUUCUGUGCCUUUUGUGGCCUUCUCGGUGGGACUGUUGGUGGCCUUCUUGGAUCUGGUGGUGGGUUCAUCCUCGGCCCACUUCUUCUUGAGCUUGGGUGCAUACCACAGGUCGCAAGUGCAACAGCAACAUUCGUGAUGAUGUUCUCCUCCUCCCUCUCUGUGGUGGAGUUUUACUUCCUGCACAGAUUCCCCCUCCCUUUUGCUGGCUACCUCAUUUUCAUUUCCAUAUUGGCUGGAUUCUGGGGCCAGUGUUUGGUUAGGAAGAUCGUGCAUGUGCUCAAGAGAGCAUCAGUUAUUGUCUUCAUCCUCUCCUCUGUUAUCUUCACCAGUGCUCUUACGAUGGGUGUCGUUGGCACCCAGAAGAGCAUUUCAAUGAUUAACAACCACGAAUACAUGGGGUUCCUCGACUUCUGCGAGUAA
This is a messenger RNA of Miscanthus lutarioriparius, 1446 nucleotides long. The record is from the annotation of a GenBank genome assembly. NCBI's taxonomy places the organism in Eukaryota, Viridiplantae, Streptophyta, Magnoliopsida, Poales, Poaceae.